UGAAAAUCAAAGAUUCAAAUCUUAACCCAAUAUGUUGCCAACUCAUCCCUAGUUGUUUCCUUCUCCCUCUUUAUUUCCCAUUAAAAGAUCCAACGGUCCUAAUCAUACUAUAAUUGGGUUUUCGAACAUUCUAGAACACCCAUCACUAUAAAACCUUCAUCUUUACCUACUUCAUUCUCCCUCGUAAAAAAACCCUAGUUCUCUAAUCGCAUUCUUUCUUCCUCCAAAAUCCGCCGACAGAAAGUGAGUAAAAGAGAUGGCCGGUAAAGGAGAAGGACCGGCGAUCGGAAUAGAUCUCGGAACUACGUACUCAUGUGUUGGUGUAUGGCAACAUGAUCGUGUUGAAAUCAUUGCUAAUGAUCAAGGUAAUAGGACGACGCCAUCAUAUGUUGGUUUUACGGAUUCUGAACGGCUUAUUGGUGAUGCUGCCAAAAAUCAAGUUGCCAUGAACCCUAUCAACACCGUUUUUGAUGCUAAAAGGUUGAUUGGUAGGAGAUUCAGUGAUGCCUCUGUGCAGAGUGACAUUAAGUUAUGGCCAUUCAAGGUUGUUGCUGGUGCUGGUGAUAAGCCCAUGAUUGUUGUCAACUACAAGGGAGAGGAGAAGCAGUUUGCUGCUGAGGAGAUCUCAUCUAUGGUGCUCAUUAAGAUGAAAGAGAUUGCUGAAGCUUUCCUUGGAUCAACUGUUAAGAAUGCUGUGGUUACUGUUCCUGCCUACUUCAAUGACUCUCAACGUCAGGCCACCAAGGAUGCUGGUGUUAUUUCAGGCCUAAAUGUGAUGCGUAUUAUCAAUGAGCCUACAGCAGCUGCCAUUGCUUAUGGUCUUGAUAAGAAGGCAACCAGUGUUGGUGAGAAGAAUGUGCUCAUCUUUGAUCUUGGUGGUGGUACAUUUGAUGUCUCUCUUCUCACAAUUGAGGAAGGUAUCUUUGAGGUGAAAGCUACUGCUGGUGACACCCAUCUUGGAGGUGAGGACUUUGACAACAGAAUGGUCAACCAUUUUGUUCAGGAAUUCAAGAGGAAGAACAAAAAGGAUAUCAGUGGUAAUCCUAGGGCACUCAGGAGGUUGAGAACUGCAUGUGAGAGGGCAAAGAGGACACUUUCAUCCACUGCUCAGACCACCAUUGAAAUUGACUCUUUGUAUGAGGGUAUUGAUUUCUACUCCACCAUCACACGUGCUAGAUUUGAAGAGCUUAACAUGGAUCUGUUUAGGAAGUGUAUGGAACCAGUUGAGAAGUGUUUGAGGGAUGCUAAGAUGGACAAGAGUACAGUUCAUGAUGUUGUUCUGGUUGGUGGCUCCACUAGAAUCCCAAAGGUUCAACAACUUUUGCAGGACUUUUUCAAUGGAAAGGAGCUCUGCAAGAGCAUCAACCCUGAUGAGGCCGUUGCUUAUGGUGCUGCAGUGCAAGCUGCAAUUUUGAGUGGUGAGGGUAACGAGAAGGUGCAGGACCUUUUGCUGUUGGAUGUUACCCCUCUAUCACUUGGUUUGGAAACUGCUGGAGGUGUCAUGACUGUAUUGAUUCCCAGAAACACCACUAUUCCUACCAAGAAGGAGCAGGUCUUCUCUACCUACUCGGACAACCAGCCUGGUGUGUUGAUUCAAGUGUAUGAAGGUGAGAGAACAAGGACCAGGGACAACAACUUGCUUGGCAAAUUUGAGCUCUCUGGCAUUCCUCCUGCACCCAGGGGAGUUCCUCAAAUCACAGUGUGCUUUGACAUCGAUGCCAAUGGUAUCUUGAAUGUCUCUGCCGAGGAUAAGACCACCGGACAGAAGAACAAGAUUACCAUCACAAAUGACAAGGGCAGACUCUCAAAGGAGGAGAUCGAGAAGAUGGUUCAGGAAGCAGAGAAGUACAAAUCUGAGGAUGAGGAGCACAAGAAGAAGGUUGAGGCAAAGAAUGCUUUGGAGAACUAUGCAUACAAUAUGAGGAACACAGUGAAGGAUGAGAAGAUUGCGUCCAAGCUGUCCGCUGAUGACAAGACGAAGAUUGAGGAUGCCAUUGAGCAAGCCAUCCAAUGGCUCGAUGGUAACCAGCUUGCUGAGGCUGAUGAGUUUGAGGACAAAAUGAAGGAGAUCGAGAGUCUUUGCAACCCAAUCAUUGCAAAAAUGUACCAGGGAGCAGGUGGUGACAUGGGUGCUGGCAUGGAUGAUGACGGUCCUGCUCCUAGCGGCAGCAGUGGUGCUGGUCCCAAGAUUGAGGAGGUGGACUAAGUUGGUGGUGCUUAAUAUUGUUUUAAUUCUUAGUUUUAAAGACCUAUAAUAUUUUUGUUUCAAAGAUUCUGCGUAGCAGUUGGUUUAUGGCAGACACUUUAUGACUUUCA
Capsicum annuum is the source of this 2316-nucleotide messenger RNA. RefSeq names its product heat shock cognate 70 kDa protein 2. The transcript is spliced from 2 exons. Gene Ontology annotation, biological process: protein refolding; cellular response to unfolded protein. Gene Ontology annotation, cellular component: cytoplasm. Bases 257 to 2206 code for a protein of 649 amino acids. The record is from RefSeq and is a predicted model, not a curated record. Lineage: Eukaryota; Viridiplantae; Streptophyta; Magnoliopsida; Solanales; Solanaceae. Gene Ontology annotation, molecular function: ATP binding; ATP-dependent protein folding chaperone; ATP hydrolysis activity.